AGAAGAAGAAAGGGGGUGGGGUGGGGGAGGCGAGAAAGAGCUCAUAAAAGCACCAGGUUGGGACGGAGUCACAUUUCCAGGGCCGGAUGUGGAGGGAGGGCCCUCCAGCAAGAUCGGCGCGGCGUCGCUUUCUCCCCUUCGGCUCCAGGAGAAGAAGUGGGGCGCCUCCGAGAAGCUGGUGAAGCCCCGCCGGAGAAAAGGAUCUGGCCGCGGCUACGAGUUCAAGGCUCCCCACCGGCCCGACUAGGAAGGGCUGUGAGAAUUAUUGGGAGCGUGUGAAAAAGAAAAAGAAAAAAAAAGAGAGGGGAAGUCUUCAAAACUUAGUCUCUCUCUUUUUAAAUCUUCCUCUUCUCGGCCCUCCUUUUAUUACCUCCUCCUUCCCGAAGAGAAGGCUCCAGCCAAGUCUCUCGAUGAAGGAUUACCGGCCUCCUAAGGAAAAGAAAAUGAACAUUUAUCACCCGCCCCCGGGAGCCAAAGCGUACGAUUCGGGCCUGAAGUACAGCAGCAAGACGGAGGACAUGAACGGCUUUGAGGAAGGGGUGGAGUUCCUUCCCACUAUGAAUGCCAAGAAGCUGGAGAAGCGUGGCCCAAAGCGUUGGGUGUUGGUGGCUGCCAUCGUAUUGAUUUGCCUCUUCCUUUCCCUGUUGACUGGGUUUUUGGUUUGGCACUUUAAAUACAGGAACAGCCAUGUUGAUAAGCACUACAAUGGUCACCUGAGACUCCCAACCCUUCGAUUUAUGGAUGCUUACGAGAAUUCCAAUACCACUGAAUUUGUCGGUCUGGCCAAUAAAGUGAAACAGGCGCUCAUAAAUAUCUACAAUAAAAAUCCAGAUGUUGGCCCUUUCCACAAAAGGACUGGGAUUUCUGCAUUCAGUGAGGGCAGCGUCAUUGCUUACUAUUGGUCACAGUUCAGUGUCCCGAAAUACAAGGCGGACGCUCUGGACGAGGCGAUGGCAAACAUCAAGGCUUUGAAUCAAACUGGGCUGCUUAAAGAACGAAAUCUAGAUAUCCGAGUUGAGUCGCUCGUUGCUUUCCCUUCUGAUCCAGAUAUAAUGAAAACUUCGUGGGAUAACAGUUGUCGCUAUGCCUUGCAUGCUAAAGAAGGCGUGAUCACAAGCUUCAGUACUCCAGGCUUCCCCAACAGUCCUUAUCCUUCCAACGCACGUUGUCUUUGGGUACUGAGAGGUGAUGCGGACUCGGUCCUGAGCCUGACCUUCACCACCUUCGAUGUGGAACAGUGCCAUACGGGGGAUGACUUCGUCAAGGUGUACGACUCGCUGAGCCCCGUGGAACCUCAUGCCUUAGUGAAGCUCUGUGGCAGUUUCAACCCUUCAUACAACCUGACAUUCGUCUCCUCACAAAACAUUCUGCUGGUCAUGCUGAUCACAGAUGCCAAGGGACGCUAUCCGGGGUUCAAGGCUGAGUUUUUUCAGAUGCCGAAGCAGAUGACAUCUUGUGGUGGAGUCUUGAUGGGGACCUCUGGGAACUUCAGCACCCCUUACUACCCAGGCCACUAUCCUGCCGGGGUGGAUUGUGUGUGGAAUAUAAUGGUCCCCCAAAAUAAGAAUGUGAAGGUGCGGUUCCGAGAAUUCUUCCUUCUGGAGCCUGGAGUUCCACUGGAUUCCUGCACCAAGGAUUAUGUAGAAAUCAACAAAGAGAAGUACUGUGGCCUGCGCCAGAGCUUCGUGGUAUCAAGCAAAACCAACCAAAUUACUGUCCGUUUCCACUCAGACCUCUCCUUCGUAGACACUGGCUUUUGGGCUGAAUUCCUGUCUUACGACUCCAGUGACCCUUGCCCAGGCAAAUUCACCUGCCAGACUGGCCGUUGUAUUGACAAGGCGAGGCGUUGUGAUGGGUGGCUUGACUGCACAGAUGCCAGCGACGAGAAAAACUGCAACUGUACCGAGAAGCAGUUUCGGUGCCGGAAUGGCUGGUGCAAACCCAAAUAUUGGCUUUGUGAUGGAGUGAACGACUGCGGGGACAACAGCGAUGAACAGCAGUGCCAAUGUCCCGCGGACAACUUCAAAUGCAGCAACGGGAAGUGCAUCCCAGACGCCCAGAAAUGCAAUGGGAAGGACGACUGUGGUGAUGGGAGUGAUGAGGGCGACUGCGGCUCUGCGGUCACAGUCGCCUGCCAAGAAUACACCUACAAAUGCCGCAACCAGCAGUGUGUGAACAAGCGGAACCCGGAAUGCGACGACGAACAAGACUGUAGCGAUAACUCGGACGAGGACAACUGUAACUGUGGGAAACGCGCUUACAAUAAGAAGUCUCGAAUCGUUGGUGGGCAGGACUCUGAUGUCGGGGAAUGGCCCUGGCAGGUCAGCUUACAUGCCAAGGGUGAGGGUCAUAUCUGCGGGGCUUCUUUGAUCUCGGACAAGUGGCUGGUGUCGGCGGCUCACUGUUUUCGGCAAGAACAGUUCGUCAGGUAUAGCGAUCCCACGCUGUGGACGGCCUAUAUGGGGCUCCAUGACCAACGGGACAGGACUAACGCCAAAGUUCAGUCAAGGAGCAUCAAGAAAAUCAUCCAGAACCCCUACUUCAACGAGUAUACCUUUGACUAUGACAUUGCUGUGCUUGAGCUAUCAAGCCCGGUCACCUUCACCGCGGAGAUUGAGCCCGUUUGUCUGCCAGAUGUGACCCAUGAAUUUCCCGCUGGCAAAGCCAUGUGGGUCACCGGAUGGGGAGCCACUCAAGAAGAUGGUAUUGGCGCCAUGAUUUUACAGAAGGCAGAAAUCCGGAUGAUCAACCAGACCAUGUGCAAUACAUUGCUGCCCAAUCAGUUGACGAGACAGAUGAUAUGUGUUGGGAUCUUGACAGGUGGAGUCGACGCCUGCCAGGGAGAUUCUGGAGGACCCCUGAUCAGCAUCGAGGCCAACAACAGGUUUUUCCUGGCUGGCGUCGUCAGCUUUGGGGACGGCUGUGCCCGACGGAACAAGCCUGGAGUUUACACCAAGGUUUCCAAACUGCGGAACUGGAUCAAAGAAACCACGGGCGUGUAAAUUACGCCGUAGCAAUUGCUUGCUGUUCCUCUCUUUUUUUAACUUCAAAAAAAUCCUCUGGGUCUCUCAAACUGGCAACUGAAGUCAUUCCCACGUGAUGUGAAGGGGACUUGGCAGAUUUUGCUGGUCCCUUUCUCUGUUUCUACUGUUUCCGAAGCACCAAUGAUAUGUCUGGAUUAAUCACGGAUGGCUUGACACCCUCCUCUUCAUUGCUAGCCAUUCCCUCCUCAAUCUCUUUGGAGGCACUAAUUUCCCCCCCCUUUAACAUGAACCCCUUUUCUGAUGGGUUUCAGACCACAGAAGGGGAUGGGGCUCCAUAACACAGUCUACUCCCGCGCUGGCUGCUCGAAGCAGAGGACUCUUGGGAAAACACUCCGCAUUUGAGAAAGGACUGCAGAAUCCCUGAGUCUCUGUGCAGGUGGCCGGUGCAGCUUGGUGUCUGGAAAGCGCAUUUCCCCCUAACCCAUCCAUUUCAGCAAGAUGUUGCAUGAAUGAUCCCACACCUGUCCAACUAUCUUGUUCUGGUUUUGGCCUCUUCAUGUCCAAGAGGCUCCAUCUGGUGAAUAAUGGCAGGAGAUCUCAGGUUCCAUUUAAACACAUUUCGCUGGAGAGACAUGCUGUCUCUAAUCCUUCGGCUUUUCCUGUCCUCCACGUGCUCAAGGACUGAAUAUUACGCAGACGUGGGCUACCCAGAAUCUUUUGUUUUAGGCCACCAAAGACCGAUGGCAGUCACCAAUCUUGCAUAUGUUGGUUUGAUUGUUGGGUUCGAACUGUUGAUUUUACUGUAUCUCGCUUGUGUUUUCACAUUACCCAAGAAGAAUUGUGGGUGAUCUUACUGAAGCUUGGUUCUUGUUCCUUCUGCCUUGCCUGUCCCAGUUUGCAAACCCUGAUUGGAGCUUAUUCAGCGUUUGUUAAAGUCUUUUAAAGGGAGUUUUAAUGUCUGCUCACACGCAUUUGCUUCUCUAUAAUGAUAUAUGGAGCUCUUUAGCUUCCUCAUUUCUUUAAUUUCACAGCUUGGAAAAGUUACUUUUUUGGAUUACAGCUCCAAGAAUUCCCCAGCUUGGCUAGGGGACUGGGCAUCCCCGAAGUAACUUUUCCAAACUUUGUUCGAUUCUUGUGAAAUUUCCUAAGUCACAAGGUCACUCAUAGGGCUGAGUGUAGACCCCUCUUUCUCUCUGGAUUAGUUUAAAAUAUGUGUGGUUUUGUGUGUGCGUGUGUGUGUUAAAACCACUUUUCAAAGCAUUCUGUGUGCCCAUUGUUAUCCAUGCAGGCCACAAAGCAGACUCUCCUACCUUUUCUGUUGCCUUUAGGUGCCUUUCUAGCAAGUGGGACUACAAGUUCCAUGUUCCUCAGACAGUCUGACGCUGGGUGGGGAGUACUUCUCCAAAGCUGCAAAGAUGUUGAAAUCUAGAACUCCAAGGCGAAACUUGCAGUUCUGUCCCUUCCGGCAAAAGACAUGUUUCGAUAUUUGGGCCCCAUGGGCCCCAACCUGGCUGAAGGAUGGCUCUCUACUGGUUCAGUUUGUUGUGGAAGCCCCUGCACAUCUGGGCCGUUGUUGGGCUGUUUCCCGAGAGCUCAGAGGCCAAAGGUUGGUGGCAGCGGGCAUGAAGACAGAGGGAGGGUCUGGAUCUCCUUAUUUUGAAAUUCUGGCUGGCUUAAUUCCCCCCAUUCCGAAGCCAAGGCCUUGUAUUGUUCAUCCAGCUCUGGGGGUAGGGUUAGGGACAGCCCUGUGGUCCUCCAGAUGUUUCAGAUUUGGACUCCCAGAAUCCAACAUGGCUACCAAUAAGGAACUCCAGAACCUGGAAGUGAGAACAUCUGGAAGACCGGCUCUCCCACCCCAGUUUUUGCAGAUUUUAAAAUCUGGUAGAUUGCCUUGAGUAACAAGGAUUCUGAAAACCAAGGCAUCAGUUUUGACAGCUUGACCAGACCUUCUCUGUUUACAUCUGGGCCUGCAGGUAAAAGUGCCGCUUCUGGUUAGCUUCCAGGUUUUAAACUCGCUCUACUUGGGUGUCUCUUGAGAAGGGCCUUCUGGACUUUGCACAGGGUUCUUGACUUAGGGGACCUACUGGAGUAAUGAAGUGAACUUUUGCGGUUAUGUGUGGAAAGCUUAGGCUGGGGAGUGAGGAACUGGCCACACUCCAGAUGUUGUGAAAGUAUCCUCCAUCAACCUCUGCCUCCUGGCUGUGUUGCCUAGGGGUGAUGGGAGAGGGGGUUGGUGGACAUCACAAAAUGGGGCUCCAUUGAUCUCCCAAGAUCUGAGAUCCUGAGUACCCUUUGAAUUGAUCCCUCUCCAUUUUUUCCACUCUUUUAUUAAAAUGGAGAAGAUAUACCAAUAGCAAUACUGUUUGUAUCUGUGUGUGUGUGUGAGAGAGAGGGAGAAAGCAUGGGAGGGGGUGUGCAUAUGUAUGUAUAAUUUUUCUUCUGUCCCAUUGUGGGUCAGGUUGGCAUCACCACGAUGUGCCUUAAAUGUAUAGCUUUGUUUAAUAUAUGGAACUCGGUCAAGUUUCCUUCUGUGGUGAGCGAUUUGAUCGUUAGAAGCGCUGUAAUAUAAGACCGCUUUCUUCAACCUGAGGUCCUGCUUUCCUGAUAGGUUUGACUAUAACUCCCAUUAUCCUGAAAGCAUGCCAAUGGCCAUGCUGGGUAGAGAAUCAUGGGCAUUGUAGUGUAAUGUGUGGUGUGUCAGGGAAGACUGCUUUCAGAGGUGCUUCUGAUGUGUGGAGUCGUACUUAAGUGGGACAUAUUUUCUGUUUGCCGGGUUUAUUGAAGAGUGGAAGUAUAUCAUUCAACGUGGUGAAUACCCCAGUUUUGUAGCAAUAAUAUGGAAGAAAGAAUGUUGGUGAGCAUAUCUUGAUAAUAAGUGCUUUAAAUUACAGGUUGGUACAAAAGGGAAAGCAGGACAAAUAGAUAGAAGUAGUUCUCUGGGCCACCUUAGCAGAUUUUCUGUUGUGUCUUGUGGUUGCAAACUUAUUUUCUUUGUACAAUGGCUCCUUCUCCACCAGAGUUUGGUAUAAACAGUUCUACUUUGUAAUGUGGUAUUUUCCAUAGUGUUGGCCUGGAUCACAGGUGUGAAAAAACAGAGCAGAACUCAAAAAGGGUAGCCAAAACUGUGUGUGUUUGUGUGAGCUCUUAUUGGUGUGUUAAAGGUGUAUUUAAUAGUUCUAAAAAUGCUCCAGUGUGCCCCAUGCUUACAAAAACGAAGCCACAAGAAGACAAAGGAUUCCCCCCCUUGUAAUUUAUCUGUUUUAUUACUUUUUUAAAAAAUAAAUGAAAAUGUUGGAAAAUUAUUUCAGAUGGAUUGACUCAAUCCAACUUUUUAACUGUGUUUGUAAAUAUUGUAUCUUUUAAAAGAAAUGCUGUAAAUAUAUCUAAAUGAGUGGAAACCAUAUCUGUGUCAAUUCCCACCCACUUUUGCUUUUAAAAUGCUGAAAGAAAUUUGAGAUGCCUGGUGAUUUUCAUACCUGUAUUAAACCCGCUUGUUUUGUACUGAA
Molecule: messenger RNA, 6490 nt
Organism: Pogona vitticeps (central bearded dragon)
Lineage: Eukaryota; Metazoa; Chordata; Lepidosauria; Squamata; Agamidae
Gene: ST14
Product: ST14 transmembrane serine protease matriptase
Biological process (GO): proteolysis
Cellular component (GO): membrane
Molecular function (GO): protein binding; serine-type endopeptidase activity
Source: RefSeq, a predicted model, not a curated record